GUAUUGUGUGUAGAUGGGUGAGAUAUUUUUUAAAUCCAUUUUGAAUUCAGGUUGUAAAACAACAUGUGGAAUAAGUCUAGGGGCAUGAAUUGGUUGUUUUGCUGGUUUUAACUAUUAAUCAUUUGAAAGACUGGCCUGAGGGGAGAGAUGCUUAAGCAACAAGGUGUGGUAUAUGGCCAAUAUACCAUGGCUAAGGGAUGUUCUUAAGCAAGACACAAUGUGGAGUGCCUGGAUACAGCCCUUAGCCAUAGUAUAUUGGCCAUAUACCACAAACCUCUGAGGUGCCUUAUAUACUGGUUACCUACUUAAUUAGAGCAGUAAAAAUACGUUUUGUUAUACCUGUGGUAUACAAGGUCUGAUAUACCACAACUGUCGUCAGCCAAUCAACAUUCAGGGCUCGAAAACAGUAUUUUAUUAUGUAUCUAGCCCAUGGUUUACAGGGGAAGUUGAAGCAAUGUUCUUCCUUUCAGACUGAACUAUUAUGGGAUGUUGUAGCAUACCAAGCAGAAGGCAGUAGCCUAGUACAUUUUAAUCUGGACACAUGGGUCUUUAGAGUUACAGUACUCCACUAGGGGAAACAAACGUGUCCGUUGUAUAGUGAACAGCAGACUCGUUGCCCGUUGGGUUUGCUUUUGAAGUACUAGGAUUUAUACAGAGGCAUGGAAUUAAAAUCGGGGCGUUUGUAUAAGAGGCUGUAGUAGGGUCUUACCAAUGACAGGCUUAUAACGCACGCAGGGGCUCAGAUCGCUGGGUUUCCCUCAUGGUAAAUCGCGCACAAGGCGUGUGAAGGAAUGUCGCAUUUUCACCUCCGGUUGCCUCCAGCUCGUGCAGGGUGCAAACCCGGCAGAUGGGGAUAGCCAUGUCUAUGUAUGUGGGGUGAAUACUGAGAGGGGGUGUGGUCUACUCUAGAUCAAUAACCAUCGGUCGGUAGUCUACUGAAAAAGGCAAAACAGAGUAGUGGCAGCAGAGACGGAGAUCCCUGGUCCAUGCUGGAUUGAUUUUUGAUGCUCUAUCUAUGCUUAGCUCAGACGCACUGUAGAGCUGCAGGAGGAUAUUGGCGACAUAUUUGUUGUGGAUCGGUACUCAGAAAGACUAAGUCCUGUAAUAACUGUUUGCGUUUGGUUUCAGACAAGACGUAGCUACAGUGGAUUUUCUCUUAUGAGUUGUGAAGGAAUAACAAUGAUCCAUUUACCCGGAGACUAUUUGUCCUGGAGCUCAAUUAACAAGUGAUAUGUUAAAUAUCUUCUAUAUACGAGGGAAAAGACAGCCGUAUUGCAUUUGUAAGGUUCUCCUAUUUUCAAGAUUGGGGCUACCUCCCAUAACUGGGCUUUGUGUGUGAGAGACUGACGAGAGCAGUCCAUUGAAUUGCGCUGCCUGCAUCUAAACGCUGUCAAAGAGUUUCACGAGACAAGACCUGCCAAGAUCUGUAGGAGUGAUUCCAGAAGACUGUGUUGGAUCCUCCUCAUUAUGAACACUGAGGAGCUGAACUGCCACUAGCUCUGAUCAGACAGGAUGAAUGACAGACAGAGAGGAGGGGUGCACACGGUGGAGGCAGAUGUCAUCUUCCACCACCCCGUCUGCUCGGACCUCCUCUCCUCCCCCUCGGAUGAGGAUGGGGGUGUCUGUUCCCUCCCAAGGAAGCAGGAGGCGAGCACUAAUGUUCCAGACCUGGGAUUCGUACUGGGCGACCAGGGACUCUGUCGACAGAGCACACCAGUUACAAAGGAGUACUUGUUGGAUGGUGGUACGGUGAUUGGGCAUCAUCACUUUGACCGUCCACAGGGUGAUGGAUCACACAUCUCAAAUACAGAUCAGUUUCACAUUACGGAUCCUUCUCAUCAAGCACAUACAUCUCACAUACCCAAGCUUGAUGCUGGUAGAGACCAGAACUGUACUCAUGGCAGAAACGGUAUCAGUGAGGAUAUGAAUGGAGCGAGGGCCAAAGUGCCCUGCAGUGUGGGUCCCUCUCUAUGCUUCAAGGGAGAGGCCAGAGAGGAAGCGGAAGGGUCUCUGUCCCUCUGUAGAGAGAGCAUAGUGAGGAGUCAGUGUCACAUCACAAACGUCACUGACUCCCGGGAGCAGGGGACCGCUGCGCCUGACACUCAUUGUAUCACCAUGGGCAACCAGCCAACCAUACAAGAGCUGGGGUGCUUGUUCAGCCACAGCUCUCCCACAGAAUAUGACACAUUGCAUGGACAGUCAGGGCUUGAGUCGAACCAAGAACACAGGGGCAGUAGUGGCCAUGGUAGGGUCAGUAACACAACGCCUAAAGAGGAGCCAGAUUUAGUGAUUGAAGUCGGUGGCCAGAAAAUAAGUGUUCACAAGUCUGUUCUGGCCGGGAAGAGUGACUAUUUCAAGGCUCGUCAGUCAAGAGACAUCCUAAAAGUGAAAGGGCUGAACUACAAGACCCUGACCAUCCUGAUAGACUAUAUCUACACCUCUCAGAUGAAUGUGCACAAGGACAAUGUGGUAGAGGUGAUCACAGGAGCUAAGAUUUUACAGAUCCCAUGUGCUGUCCAGGCUGCUAUGGAUACCAUCUCAGAGCAGGUCACAGCAGAGAACUGUUAUGAGAUUCUAACUAUCGCCAAGAAGCAACGACUCAACGAACUGAAAGAGACGGCCUAUCGCUUCAUGAGUGACAACUUCCUCCAGAUCUUGCAGGACCCAGCGGUGUAUGGACAUCUGACUGGGUCGGAGAGGGAUCUGGUCCUGAAGAAGAGAAUGGAGGGGAAGAGGUCCCUGAUGGUCGCUGAGAUCAACGAUGUGUUUGACCGUGUCGGGAGCCGACCUCCGAGUCGGUGUAACAGUCGACCACAGAGCCCUCUGUCCGUGGCAUCCUUCGAGGAGAACCACAUGAUUUACUACUUCAACGAGGCAGCCAAUGACUGGAGACCUCUGACUCUGAUGCCGGAGGACAUUAACACUAAGGGCUGUGGGAUCUGCACCAUGUACAACUACCUGUUUGUGGCUGGUGGGAUAAAGGGAUAUGGGGAUAAGGGCAAGGUCUCAGACAAGGUGUUCUGUUACAACCCCAUCACUAACCGCUGGAGCGAGGUUCGGCCGCUCAACCAGGCGCGGUCGCAGCUCAAGCUAGUGUCUAUGGAGGGUAACUUGUAUGCCAUAGGAGGGGAGUGUUUGUUCACAGUAGAAAAAUACGACCCUCGGACUGAUAGAUGGACCACAGUGGCUCCCUUACCCAAAGGGGCGUUCGCUGUGGCCCAUGAAGCCACCACCUGUAAUGGAGAGCUCUACGUCUCUGGAGGGUCUCUGUUCUACCGUCUCCUAAAAUAUGACCCCAAGAGGGACGAGUGGCAGGAGUGCCCCUACAACAACAGCAGGAAAAAGUCAACCGACAUGGUGGCUCUGAAAAGCUUCAUCUACAGGUUUGACGUCAACCGUGACCAGGGGGUCACUGUGUUCAAGUACGACACCAUAGUGAAAAUGUGGCAUGACUGCGCAUCGCAGCGGCAGGGCAGCCCUAUGCCGUUCAGGUGUGCCGUCAUCGGAAACUGCAUCUAUUGUGUGAACAAGACUCAGACUCUGCAGUUUGUGGUGGAGGAGGACGGCUCUUACUUUGUAGAUGAACCACUCAAGCCACCACUGGAAGCUAAGGGCAUACUGUUCCCUUUCAUCCUCAGUCUGCCUGAGAAGACUGACAGAUUGAUGUGAUGUGACCAUGGAUCACUGAUGCUACGUUACAGAUGCCCAUCAAUGUAAUAUAGUGGGCCUUAAAAUAAGAUGAACAUUUUUCACCUUUCUUUCCCCCUGUCCAGUGUUCCUGCUCGUAAUGGAAUGUGUUUCUUUGCAUGGCGAGUUAACAGGACAAGCCUUAACAAGGACUACUUUUACAUGUUGAAUGAGAGCAACCAGAAAUGCAUCUGACUCUACAUAAUGAGAUAAUGACACACAUAGUCGUUUUUGUUUGUUGUUGCAUUUCCCUGUGUUCAGUUUUGUAUUGUGUACUUUUGCAAUUGCAGAUAGUUAGAAUAGAUAUUGUUUUGAAUAUUGUUUGCUGGCUGGUGGCUUUUAGCCAAAAAUCGAACCGCAGAGAUGGAAUAGUCUGAAUGAGGGGACAGUUGAAGUAUGUGACUGACACAGCUGGCACGCACAGGUCCGAUACGCAAAUUACACAAGCAAACCCAUAAACAACGCAAGGCCUGCUACGGCGGUGAUGUCUGCUCUAUGAAGGAACAGUGGGAGGGCUAUAACAUUCACACAGCCCCCAGGCCUGAUACCAGAACUGCCCUUGACAUUACUUCACAAGGCCAUUGACCAGCAGGAGCACAAUAAGCCACAUGUAUCUUCUACAAUAAUUAUAUUCUACUAUUAUAGAUCAUCAAUGAAUAAUGUUGAAGAGCACCAAGCAAUUACAUUUUAAUACAUUACUACUGGCCACACACUGGUUGAAUCAACGUUGUUUCUACGUAAUUUCAAUUAAAUUACAUUGAACCAACGUGAAAUAGACGUUGAAUUGACGUCUGUGCCCAGUGGGUUAGGUUCAAAACCAGUACCCACCUAUUUAUUCAAAACUACUACCCAACUAUUCAUUCAGAACCAUUAACCAGCCUUCCAGGUUGUGUCAAAGACAACACUCUACCCGCACAUACAAUUGAGUUGAGUUUCAACACACUAGAAACAAGGUGAAUUAUUGCAGCAUAAGAAUGGUUCUGAUUCUGUGGAUCGGGUUAGGUUCCUGAGUUUGAUUGAAACAGGCCCUAGGUGUGCACUGAUGUUUACAGAAUGCCGGAUUGAGUCAGCAUUACGGUAGAUAUGAGGGAUGGUGGUCACUGCUUACUGCUCAUUCUUACGCUUCAUUUACACCGACAGCGUCAUUGCAUUUUGGUACACCAGAAUUACAUUCAUUUCCGAUGGAACCCUGUGUUUGCCUUGCAACAUUGCGUUACAGAGGCAGUUGCAGUGCGUUCGGUGUGAUGUAUAUGUUGGAUUUAUCGAAUGUAUGCGUCAAAUUGUAUGCGUAGCCGGUUUGACAGAAAUGAUAGCAGAAGAUGAAUUGUUGCACACAUAUCCAGAUGAUGCUGCGUACCAUUUUGCACAACGACACUGUAGGUUUGAUCGGGCACCACACUCACUGCUACUUUGGUAUUUUAUUAGGAUCCCCAUUAGCUGUUGCAAAAGCAGCAGCUACUCUUCCUGGGGUUCACACAAAACAUGACACAUAAUACAGAAUGACAUAAUACAGAACAUCAAUAGACAAGAACAGCUGAAGGACAGAACUACACAUCAUUUUCUUUUUAAAGGCACACGUAGCUACUCUGUUCUUUAACAUUCUUCAGAGAAGUGAGGAGUCAUUUCUCGUAUGCAGGCCAGGGGAAUUUGCCAUAGUCCUACCGAUAAUGAAGAUGCUAUUAUGUUGUCAUCUCCCACAAGUAUUUGAUGAGCCAGCCAGAAAGACUGUGACCGUCAUACACAGUAUGUCAUUUCAGAUGCUCUUCAACUGUCUCUCAAGUACUUGACUAUUGCAGUAUAAUUUCCGAUGAUGAAGACGUUUGCCCAUAUUAGAUUAUGUAUAUCUCCUUUGGUGUGUAGCCUGUCCCUUUAUAAUGCAUUUAAUCAUCUCGUCCACACAGCAAUUAGUCGGAAGAAUAUUUUGCAUCAACUUCAGCUCAGUGUUCAUCUGUUCUGUUAAAAUAUGCCUAAUCCCUUUUACAUUUACAAUAUUGGAAAUGGGUCCAAUAGCACUCCAUCUCCUUGCGCUUUCUUAGAAAUUUGACAUAUUUCUUUGCUUUUAGCAAUAAUACACCAGUUGGGAGUUUUGUUAAUACGUUGGAUUGAUUCAGUGGAAUUUAUUUGGUGAACAAAAUGCUACUACUACUUUUGGUAACAGUAUCCUUGAGAGGCUGUUGUAACUGUGAUGACUGAGUAGAUGUGGACUUAUUCGUCUGGUAUUUUGCUGGCUGCCGUCAGUGUGUAGUGAAGCUUUUACAGACUGUUGGUUUUGGAUGAUAAAUGCUUGAAAGUACAGUGUUGGUUGAAGGCUUUCUUACUGCUAAUUAGCAUAUUAAAUAACAGCUAACAAACUAACUGUUGAAUGAUGUAUUUCAGUCAAAACUAAGUGCUGCAAAUAAAAUAUUUAGUGUUUGAAAAAAGUUUCAGUAUAAUUUUCUAUAGUGUGUUUUGCAGUAUGGAUGGAGAGGUCCUUAUCACUGACAAAUUAUUAUCCUUAUAAUAAUGAGAUUUUCUUGGUACAGAAGCGCCAACUACUGGACAGUGAUUGUAAGUAACACUGUCACAAUGCCCUGUGCUUGUCAUUUCUCUCUUGAAUGAAAACAGAUGAAUUGACAAAUAAUAUCAGCCAUAACUGAGUUCUGUAUUAAUACAUUAUUGUAUUUGCUACAUUUCUUCUCUCCUAUACAGUGCUGAGGCAGAACGUUGGUGGUGUUGAAGCCACUAAAGCUGGGUGACUUCAGCAGGUCCUGCUGUCUCGGCAUCAUCUCCACUGUACACCUCAGGUCUACUGUCAAAACGUAGUCUUAGAGAAGCUGGGUGACUUCAGCAGGUCCUGCUGUCUCGGCAUCAUCUCCACUGUACACCUCAGGUCUACUGUCAAAACGUAGUCUUAGAGAAGCUGGGUGACUUCAGCAGGUCCUGCUGUCUCGGCAUCAUCUCCACUGUACACCUCAGGUCUACUGUCAAAACGUAGUCUUAGAGAAGCUGGGUGACUUCAGCAGGUCCUGCUGUCUCGGCAUCAUCUCCACUGUACACCUCAGGUCUACUGUCAAAACGUAGUCUUAGAGAAGCUGGGUGACUUCAGCAGGUCCUGCUGUCUCGGCAUCAUCUCCACUGUACACCUCAGGUCUACUGUCAAAACGUAGUCUUAGAGAAGCUGGGUGACUUCAGCAGGUCCUGCUGUCUCGGCAUCAUCUCCACUGUACACCUCAGGUCUACUGUCAAAACGUAGUCUUAGAGAAGCUGGGUGACUUCAGCAGGUCCUGCUGUCUCGGCAUCAUCUCCACUGUACACCUCAGGUCUACUGUCAAAACGUAGUCUUAGAGAAGCUGGGUGACUUCAGCAGGUCCUGCUGUCUCGGCAUCAUCUCCACUGUACACCUCAGGUCUACUGUCAAAACGUAGUCUUAGAGAAGCUGGGUGACUUCAGCAGGUCCUGCUGUCUCGGCAUCAUCUCCACUGUACACCUCAGGUCUACUGUCAAAACGUAGUCUUAGAGAAGCUGGGUGACUUCAGCAGGUCCUGCUGUCUCGGCAUCAUCUCCACUGUACACCUCAGGUCUACUGUCAAAACGUAGUCUUAGAGAAGCUGGGUGACUUCAGCAGGUCCUGCUGUCUCGGCAUCAUCUCCACUGUACACCUCAGGUCUACUGUCAAAACGUAGUCUUAGAGAAGCUGGGUGACUUCAGCAGGUCCUGCUGUCUCGGCAUCAUCUCCACUGUACACCUCAGGUCUACUGUCAAAACGUAGUCUUAGAGAAGCUGGGUGACUUCAGCAGGUCCUGCUGUCUCGGCAUCAUCUCCACUGUACACCUCAGGUCUACUGUCAAAACGUAGUCUUAGAGAAGCUGGGUGACUUCAGCAGGUCCUGCUGUCUCGGCAUCAUCUCCACUGUACACCUCAGGUCUACUGUCAAAACGUAGUCUUAGAGAAGCUGGGUGACUUCAGCAGGUCCUGCUGUCUCGGCAUCAUCUCCACUGUACACCUCAGGUCUACUGUCAAAACGUAGUCUUAGAGAAGCUGGGUGACUUCAGCAGGUCCUGCUGUCUCGGCAUCAUCUCCACUGUACACCUCAGGUCUACUGUCAAAACGUAGUCUUAGAGAAGCUGGGUGACUUCAGCAGGUCCUGCUGUCUCGGCAUCAUCUCCACUGUACACCUCAGGUCUACUGUCAAAACGUAGUCUUAGAGAAGCUGGGUGACUUCAGCAGGUCCUGCUGUCUCGGCAUCAUCUCCACUGUACACCUCAGGUCUACUGUCAAAACGUAGUCUUAGAGAAGCUGGGUGACUUCAGCAGGUCCUGCUGUCUCGGCAUCAUCUCCACUGUACACCUCAGGUCUACUGUCAAAACGUAGUCUUAGAGAAGCUGGGUGACUUCAGCAGGUCCUGCUGUCUCGGCAUCAUCUCCACUGUACACCUCAGGUCUACUGUCAAAACGUAGUCUUAGAGAAGCUGGGUGACUUCAGCAGGUCCUGCUGUCUCGGCAUCAUCUCCACUGUACACCUCAGGUCUACUGUCAAAACGUAGUCUUAGAGAAGCUGGGUGACUUCAGCAGGUCCUGCUGUCUCGGCAUCAUCUCCACUGUACACCUCAGGUCUACUGUCAAAACGUAGUCUUAGAGAAGCUGGGUGACUUCAGCAGGUCCUGCUGUCUCGGCAUCAUCUCCACUGUACACCUCAGGUCUACUGUCAAAACGUAGUCUUAGAGAAGUAACACUGUUGGCUCCUCCUAUUUGACAAUUGAUAUUGAAAUAUUAUGAGUAAAUGUACAUUUUAUCAUUAGGACUAGUAGUUUUUCCUGACCAUAACCUUUUUCUUGGUUGAGUCACGUGGUCAGGAAAAACUUGUGCCAUCAAUAAUGUAUGAUGAAACAAAAUAUGUUGUUAGAUAUAUUCUUAACCCUCAUAUGGAAGAACUACAGGUACCAGUGUGCUCCCUCAGAGAAAGGAGGCACUGCAUGAUUUCCUGCGUGGAGCGGUCGAUGGUGACGUUCAUGAUGCUCGUACAUGUCUGUCUAGUUGAGCGCUUGGCCAGGGGGAUGAAGGUCAGAACAAAACAGGCUGCCACGUUCAAUGCCCCCGCAACCACAAAGCCCAGGUUGUAGCUUCCUGUCAUGUCAUUCAUCCUACCUGACCGGGACAACAACAAAUGUAUGACUGAGACUUUAAACAACAAGGGUAUGACUGAGACUUCAAACAACAAGGGUAUGACUGAGACUUCAAACAACAAGGGUAUGACUGAGACUUCAAACAGCAAGGGUAUGACUGAGACUUCAAACAGCAAGGGUAUGACUGAGACUUCAAACAGCAAGGGUAUGACUGAGACUUCAAACAACAAGGGUAUGACUGAGACGUCAAACAACAAGGAUAUGACUGAGACUUCAAACAACAAGGGUAUGACUGAGACUUCAAACAACAAGGGUAUGACUGAGACUUCAAACAGCAAGGGUAUGACUGAGACUUCAAACAGCAAGGGUAUGACUGAGACUUCAAACAACAAGGGUAUGACUGAGACUUCAAACAACAAGGGUAUGACUGAGACUUCAAACAACAAGGGUAUGACUGAGACUUCAAACAGCAAGGGUAUGACUGAGACUUCAAACAGCAAGGGUAUGACUGAGACUU
Molecule: messenger RNA, 9305 nt
Organism: Oncorhynchus mykiss (rainbow trout)
Lineage: Eukaryota; Metazoa; Chordata; Actinopteri; Salmoniformes; Salmonidae
Gene: kbtbd11
Product: kelch repeat and BTB domain containing 11
Molecular function (GO): protein binding
Source: RefSeq, a predicted model, not a curated record